Megalobrama amblycephala (Wuchang bream) is the source of this 4495-nucleotide messenger RNA. It is a transcript of the gene cdk14, whose product is annotated as cyclin-dependent kinase 14. The transcript has 14 exons. Gene Ontology annotation, biological process: protein phosphorylation. Gene Ontology annotation, cellular component: cytoplasm; cytosol; nucleus. The record is from RefSeq and is a predicted model, not a curated record. Bases 649 to 1920 code for a protein of 423 amino acids. Gene Ontology annotation, molecular function: cyclin binding; cyclin-dependent protein serine/threonine kinase activity; ATP binding. NCBI's taxonomy places the organism in Eukaryota, Metazoa, Chordata, Actinopteri, Cypriniformes, Xenocyprididae.
CUCUCUCUCUCUCGGGUGUUUUGCAGAAGCUGUGGUGAUGCAGGGCAUCUGGAGGGUGCACUAUUUCCCUGUCAUUUCUGAUACUGAUGUUAAUGUUACUCACGAUUGAUGGCAGCUUGGCAGGCCGGCGUUUCAUAUUUCACUGAAGCUGUGCGGGGCUGGAGUGAAUCAAUAGCUGAAGGAGAGAGAGAGAGAGAGAGAGAGAGAGAGAGAGAGAGAUGGGUUGCACGGCUGCUGCUGCAGACGCCGCUACUGCCUCCCGCUUCCUCAAACUCCUCCGGAUCACACCAUCUCCGCUCACAGGGGCCGCCGCUCACAGCCCGUGUCUUUUCCCUCCGAGCGGGCAGCUCAGAUGUGGGCAUGAGCCAUGUCACAUCACAUUUCUAAUGUGACUGACGAGCUGAGAUGAACGGACGGUGCAUUGCAGCUGCGUCACAGUGAUACUCGAGACGUCACUUUGAAAGAUUCCCCCCGGCAUUCACCAUCCCUUUUGUUUUAGUCUGAUCUCCGGGCUCCCAGCCGUCCGAGCCAGAGAGAGAUGUUUUGAAUGCGCUUCGCUGGCCUGCAUGCGUUUCGUCUGCACGCGAGAGGCACUCAGGUGAGCUGUUUCCUGCAAACAGUGACUGCAAUAAGAUAUGUGUCACCAAGAUGUCCACUCGCAGCUGCCAGGGAUCCGACUCGGUCAUCAAACCCCUGGACACCAUUCCUGAAGACAAGAAGGUGCGAGUGCAGCGGACGCAGAGCGGCUUCGAUCCCUUCGAGAAACCGGCGAGUCAGGUGAAGCGAGUCCAUUCGGAGAACAAUGCCUGCAUCACCUCCAAAAGCUCCUCCUCUGGGAAAGAGUCUCCUAAACUACGCCGUCACUCCAGCCCUAGUUCUCCCACUAGCCCAAAGUUCGGAAAGGCAGAUUCAUACGAGAAGCUGGAAAAGCUCGGAGAGGGAUCCUACGCAACCGUAUACAAAGGAAAGAGCAAGGUGAAUGGGAAGCUGGUUGCGUUGAAAGUGAUUCGUCUGCAGGAGGAAGAGGGAACGCCUUUCACAGCGAUCAGAGAGGCGUCUCUGCUGAAAGGCCUGAAGCAUGCGAACAUAGUGCUGCUCCACGACAUCAUCCACACGAAGGAAACCCUGACGCUGGUCUUUGAGUAUGUGCACACAGAUCUGUGUCAGUACAUGGACAAACAUCCCGGGGGUCUCCAUCCAGACAACGUCAGGCUGUUCCUGUUCCAGUUAUUGAGGGGUCUGUCUUACAUCCAUCAGCGCUACAUCCUUCACCGGGACCUGAAACCACAAAACCUGCUCAUCAGCGACACAGGCGAGCUCAAACUGGCCGACUUUGGUCUGGCACGUGCGAAGUCGGUCCCCAGCCACACGUACUCUAAUGAGGUGGUGACUCUCUGGUAUCGUCCUCCAGACGUGCUGCUCGGCUCCACUGACUACUCCACCUGUCUGGACAUGUGGGGUGUCGGAUGCAUCUUCGUGGAAAUGAUCCAGGGAGUGGCGGCAUUCCCGGGCAUGAAGGACAUUCAGGAUCAGCUGGAGAGGAUAUUCCUGGUUUUGGGGACGCCCUCGGAGGAGACGUGGCCAGGUGUUCACUCACUCCCGCACUUCAAACCAGAUCGUUUCACUGUCUACAGUCCCAAGAAACUCAGACAAGCCUGGAAUAAGCUGGGUUAUGUAGAUCAUGCUGAAGAGCUGGCUUCCAGAUUUCUCCAGUGCUUCCCAAAGAACCGGCUCUCCGCCCAGGCGGCCCUCCACCACGAAUACUUCAGCCAUCUGCCCCCGAGACUCUGGGAGCUGCCUGACAUGUCUUAUAUCUUCACCGUGCCGACCGUUAAGUUACAACCUGAAUCUGGCGACAGCAUCCAGGUGUGCAGUAAGGCCAACAGUCACGGGAAAGGGACGUCAAACAGCAAACACUGACCUGGACGAGCCGCCCGCCUGGAGCGAAACAGGUUGGCGCUGUCAGCUGUCAAGAUGGAAAAAGUACAAAGAUGGGAAUGACUCUUCAUGUUUAUUUAAAUUAUUUCAUUUCCAGCUGAUUUGACGUCCAUGUGGAACUGAGAGCAAACGAGGCAGCGUGAAUCCAGUCAAAUCUGAGGUUUACCGUCAGGAAUGUUGCGUAACAUUCUCACAUCGACAGCAUGCGAACGACGUUCGGUAACAUCAGACUUCAAAAGGCAAUUAAUACGAACUGUUUGUGUAUGUAGCUACCUAGGUACGAAUGUAUGUAUGUUUGUACAUUUAAAUAUACAUGUCUAUCUAAGAGAACAAACCAAAUGCCCUUCCGCGAACAAUCACGCAUUAACAAGACCAAGCUGGCAUUUCGCAUUUCCUGCAAUCUUCCACAUUGUUGGCUACGGCACGAUCCAGCUGCGCACCCAAUAACGAUGACAAUAAUUCCGACAGUAAUAACGAUAUUGCGGUUGCAGCCUGAUGGUGCACAUUGACUCACUGCAGGGACUGCGCUAAAGCAAUUAACACCAUCACUGAACAUCAUUCGGGCAGAUAACUGCGGUACAUGAGUCUCGGUUUACGUCUCUGUGUGCGUUUAAAUGUGCAUUGAGUGUUAAAUACAGGCAAUAUGCUUGCACUGGUGCUACUGUGCAUGAGUCAGAAAGACGGUCGCCCACGUUUGGAAAUGAAUCUCUUUUCGCUGUUCCUUCUGAAGGCCCAUGACAAUCUUAUAAUGAUUUGCACUCACUAACUGAUCAUUAAAAUUGCCCGAACGAUUUUUGCGACAUUACUUUGAACUGUUAAAGGAUGUUCACACAGGACAUGUUCUUGAAUUCUUCUGUGCUAUUUUUUGGCUUAAAUCAUAUGUCUGUGCAAGAUGGACAUCUCAGUGCAUUAGCGCUGCAUUUUUGCAUUUUGUAGAUGCUUUUAUCCAGCUUGCGUUGCAUUCAAAGUAUACAUUUGAUCAGUUCGGAAUUGAACCCAUUACCUUGCCGUUGCUUGCUUUACUGUUUGAGCUACGGAAUGCUUUAUCUUUAAAUUUAAUCCAUGUCAAGUUAUACCCCAUAAUACGUUAAAAUUCUGGGUACGAUCAUUAUGUUCUGGAUCAAAUUGACCUGAAAAUUUUUAUUCUUGUGUGCUUUCCCAAAGCUCAAACAGUAGAGCAUGCCAACAUCAUGGGUUCAAUUCCCAGCAAAAUUUGCAUGCAUAAACAGAUAAGUUACACUUCUUCAAACAAAAGCUUCUGCCAAAUGCAUACAUGUAAAUGUAAAUACCUCUUCUUUUUUUUUUGUCUAUGCACCUGACUUUAACCAUGAAAUUGGUUUAAAAUCGAAAACAUCACAAUCAUAAUAGAAAUUUUGUAUGCAUAUUCCACAAAACCUCAAAGCGUCGAAACUUUGCAGGCACGUCCAAGACCCUAAAUGAGAAAUAGUCACUCUAUUUUAAGAAAAACAAAUUGGUUAACCAGUAUUUCUGACAUGUGUUGUGGGUAAAAUUGACCCAGAAUACCAUUUCCAUUCCACUAUAUCCAGCUGUUUUUAAAUGCAAGAAUGUGUUGUGUGUGAACAACCACUUAAAGUUUCAGAUUGAAGUGUUGUCGAAGAAGCAAAUGCAUUUCUCAAGUAGCUUUUCAAGACGAAAGAUGACGUUCUGAAGGGCCCUUCCCAAAGUGCACUACUCUCUGAUCACAGCAGCGUACAAUACUGAGACUGCUCUUCCUGUUAAUGUCCGUCCGUUUUGGUUGAUGAUCAAGUGUGCAACACAAUGAGAUCAUCAUCAUUUGAGUAAAGUAUUUUCUCUUUCUGUCAGUAUAUUGUAAAAUAUCAAUGUGACUUCUAUAAGUGCAAGAGCUAAUUGAACAAUAGCAAUGUUUGGCCCUGCACUGUUAACAUGGGAUCAAAUAAAGAAGUAAAAUGAGUUCAGAUUUGUACAGUAAUGCCAUCACCUCGUUUAGAAACAGAUUAUUUAAUAGAUCCAAAGCGAAUGGAAUGUGUGCAGACGUGCAUGUCCAGUGUCACAUCAUCAGUUAUUAUACAGUACAAAUCUAGACACGAUCCCUUUUUAUUAUGCUAUUAAUAUUUGUACUUCUUGAGUCAGCUUUAGUCAUAAUAGGGUGACUAACGGUCAGAGGACUGGUUAAAGAGCAAUGCCGCUUAAAAGGUUGUCGCCUACUGCGAAUGCACUUUUCAACAUAUUUGUGCAACAUUCCAGCUUGUAAGGUCACAUUUUGCACCUGUAAAUAUGGUAAGGCCACGUACACACUGCACAACCUAAUUAUCGUUUGUUUUCGAGUCACUCCUGAAUUUGAAAUGAUUGAUACAGUGAUAGUGUUGGAGAAAAAAGUUACUUUUAAAAAAGUAACUGAGUUACUUAGUUACUUUUUAUGAAAACAUGCGUUAUGCGUUACUUUCUCUCGCCUGGGCUGGGCUUGCUUGUUUGUUUUUUAAUAACAACAACAAAAAAAGGUUCUAUUUUUGGCAAAUGUUAAGGCCCUUUCACACCAAAAGUGAAAUGAAUAAUCCUCAGGCUGAAAGAAAAGCAU